Molecule: messenger RNA, 2373 nt
Organism: Capsicum annuum
Lineage: Eukaryota; Viridiplantae; Streptophyta; Magnoliopsida; Solanales; Solanaceae
Product: outer envelope protein 80, chloroplastic
Exons: 15
Coding region: 132-2045 (637 amino acids)
Biological process (GO): chloroplast organization; embryo development ending in seed dormancy
Cellular component (GO): outer membrane
Source: RefSeq, a predicted model, not a curated record
UUUUUAACUCAUUUUCCCGACUUUCGUCCCCUUUCAGAUUUAGGGAGUGCAACACCACUCUCUUCUUCAACCCCCUAAAACCCUAGUGGUUGUUAGUUGUUACAGGACCAAAGUAGCAUUAACAUUCAGCCAUGCCCCAAAAUGAAGACGUUCGCUUCACUUCAUCUUCUAUAAAAAAAUUCCCUCUCUUCUCCCCGCCUCCUCUACACCACCACCGCCAUACCCCUAACCCCCUACACUUUAUUCUACAAAGUUUUCCCAAAUUCUCACACCCAUUUCAUCAAAAUCUCAAUCCCAAAAUUGGAUUUUUUCAAACUUUAUCCAAAAAGUUCAAUCCCCAAAUUACAAUUCUUCAAUUUCUAAGAAAACCCAGAAACAUCAACCCAUUUUCCUGUAAUUUAUCAAAUACUCCUCUACUUUGUUGUGCUUCAAUCGCGUUGACUCAGAGCAACCCGGAUAACACUGCCAGUUUGACUGCGUCUUCGUCGGGCCCGAAAGCAGGGAGUGGGAAUGAGGAGAGAGUUUUGAUUAGUGAAGUGUUAGUGCGAAACAAGGAUGGCGAAGAACUUGAACGGAAGGAUUUGGAGAGUGAGGCGUUGAAUGCACUCAAAGCAUGUCGACCCAAUUCGGCACUUACUGUGAGAGAGGUGCAAGAGGAUGUGCAUAGGAUCGUUGCCAGUGGGUACUUUUGCUCCUGCAUGCCUGUUGCUGUGGAUACCAGAGAUGGUAUUCGCUUGGUAUUUCAGGUAGAACCAAACCAAGAGUUCCAUGGUUUGGUAUGUGAAGGAGCCAAUGUGCUUCCAGCAAGGUUUAUAGAAGAUUCUUUUCGAGAUGGAUAUGGAAAAAUUGUUAAUAUCAAGCGGAUAGAUGAAAUAAUAAUCUCUAUAAAUGGUUGGUACAUGGAGCGGGGUCUUUUUGGAGCGGUAUCGGGUAUAGAGAUGCUCUCUGGAGGUAUGAUUAGGCUAGAAGUUUCUGAAGCUGAGGUGAAUAACAUAGCCAUCCGUUUCCUGGAUAGGACUGGUGAGCCAACUGUAGGGAAAACAAGGCCUGAAACUAUACUUAGGCAACUUACUACAAAGAAAGGACAGGUUUACAGCAUGCUUCAAGGGAAAAGAGACGUGGACACUGUCUUAGCUAUGGGCAUUAUGGAAGAUGUUAGCAUUAUUCCCCAACCUGCUGGAGACACCGGUAAGGUAGACUUGGUUAUGAAUGUUGUUGAGCGCAAGAGUGGAGGUGGUAUUUCUGCCGGUGGUGGAAUUUCUAGUGGGAUCACAAGUGGCCCCCUUGCUGGAUUGAUUGGAAGUUGUGCCAUAUACCACAAGAAUCUUUUUGGGAGAAAUCAAAAGCUGAAUUUGUCACUAGAGCGGGGGCAAAUUGACUCAAUCUUUCGGAUAAAUUACACAGAUCCAUGGAUUGAAGGAGAUGAUAAGAGGACUUCAAGAUCAAUCAUGAUACAGAAUUCGAGGACACCUGGCACACUUGUUCAUAAUCAACCCGAUGGUAGCCUGACAAUUGGACGUGUCACAGCGGGGAUUGAGUACAGUCGGCCAUUCAGGCCAAAGUGGAAUGGGACAGCUGGAGUCAUGUUUCAGCGUGCUGGUGCUCGGGAUGACAAGGGGGGUCCUAUUAUAAGGGAUUACUACAGUAGUCCACUUACUGCAAGUGGCAACACUCAUGAUGAUAUGUUACUUGCCAAACUUGAGGCUGUCUAUACUGGUUCUGGUGACCCUGGUUCUUCAGUGUUUGUUUUUAACAUGGAUCAGGGACUUCCUGUGUGGUCAGAGUGGUUAGUUUUCAACAGAGUCAAUGCUCGUGCUAGAAAAGGAUUGGUAUUAGGUCCUCUGCAUCUUCUCCUAAGCUUCUCUGGUGGUCAUGUGGUUGGUAAUUUUCCGCCACAUGAAGCAUUUGCGCUUGGUGGAACCAAUAGUGUAAGAGGAUAUGAAGAAGGGGCAGUUGGCUCCGGCCGAUCUUAUGUGGUUGGCUGUGGAGAAAUUUCAUUCCCUCUGAGAACACCGGCCUAUGUGUCUUUCCCUACAAUUUCUUAGAUCUCUCUCUCUCUCUCUCUCUCUCUCUCUCUCGUUGAUAACUGCGGAUUCGGGCCAGCUUGGAUACACCUUGAUUACAGCACGAGGGACCUGCAUCCUUCCACUCACCAGGACAACUACCAGUUAACUCACUGCCCAAGUGUUCAGAUAGCUGAGGACAUGAAACUUCUUGCCUCUACUAUGUUAUGGACCCAGCCUCACAUGGUCUUUGUUCCAGCUUUAUCGACCAUUAAGCUUCACCCUUGGGUUCUACAAUAUAUUAGUUCUCUGAUAAAUGUAAUUGGUGUGAAUGCUCUAUGUAUCUUCUUUCUUAUGAUAUUCCCACAUU